Molecule: messenger RNA, 1645 nt
Organism: Silurus meridionalis
Lineage: Eukaryota; Metazoa; Chordata; Actinopteri; Siluriformes; Siluridae
Gene: emp2
Product: epithelial membrane protein 2
Exons: 5
Coding region: 203-691 (162 amino acids)
Cellular component (GO): plasma membrane
Source: RefSeq, a predicted model, not a curated record
GAGCGCGCGCCUUUCACGCCCCGCCGUUCACUACUACAGAGGUUUUGCAGCGCGCGCCGUCACGGAGUUUUUUUCUCUUUAACGCGCCGUUUUGUCUUCGAAUCUGUUGCUGUUGGACCCUGAGGUGUGUCCCCGUGUCUCCUGCUGUCUCCUGCACUUCUACCACACCGGUUAGAUUCAUCCUCCUACUCCAGUGUCAGCCAUGUUGGUGAUUUUGGCUUUCAUCAUCCUCUUUCACAUUAUCUCAGCGAUACUGCUUUUCAUAGCGACUAUCCACAAUGCUUGGUGGUUUACAACAAAUGGAAACUUCUACACUGAUCUGUGGCACAUCUGCAACAUCACUUGUGAAGAGAUUCCAAAGAGUGCAACCAGUGAUGCAGGUUAUCUUCAGACCGUGCAGGCUACCAUGAUUCUAGCCACCAUGCUGUGCUGUGUGGACUUAUUCGUCUUCAUUCUUCAGCUUUUCCGUUUAAAGCAGGGAGAAAGAUUCGUCUUCACGGCCGUCAUUCAGCUCUUGUCUGCGUUGUGUGUGCUGAUCGCGGUGUUGGUCUACAUGGCCGAGCGGAAGUCUUUCCAAAAUCCAAACAUUUGGGAAGGAAACUACGGCUACUCCUUUGUUCUCGCUUGGGUGGCUUUCCCAAUGACCUUCAUCAGCGGCAUCAUGUAUUUAGUGCUGCGUAAGCGCAAGUAGACGCCUUACAACAGCCCACCUCAACCGACCUUCGCCGUCGGAAUUUAUUGUAAAUAUUGUCCUUUUUUUUAAUAUGGAGAUCCAAAACAUUGUCAAAACAUAACAUUUAAAAAAAAAAUUAAAUACAAAAAAAAUAAAGAAUAAUGUUAAACAUUUAAUACUGGAAAUGAAUAUUUUUCUGUGCUAUGCAAUUUUAACCCUUUAUGUUUUUUUGUUCUAAAUUGUUUUUAUUUUUGGACAAGACAAAUUAGAAGUAGAAAAACCACUAUUUAGGUUUUUUUUUCCAAAAUGUUAUUUAAAAAACAAACAAACAAACACUAUAUAGUAUAAAUUUGGCUUAAUAAAAUAAUUAAUCAACAAAUCAGAUUUAAAAAAAAAAAAAAAAAGAUGCUGCCAAAUAUUUCGAGCACUACAUCAUACUUGAAGCUGAACAAAAGCAAGGCUGGAUGUGACGCCUUUUUUUGUGAAUCUAUUUCUUAAUUCAGAGUAUUUCUUCUGUAAACUAAGGUUGUAGUUAUAUUGCAUGUUUUAUUUUACCUGCAUUUAGCUUAUUAGAUAUUCUAGGUAACAUGAAUUAUAGUUCAUUAGACAUUGUAAUAAGUUUUGAGUGAUUGGGGAUUGAAAAUGAGUUUUGUGGGUUUGUUUUUCUUUCAUUCUUAUGUUUUUUGAUGUUUUGAAAUGCUUCAAAUAAUUUAGGAGACAUUUAUUUAUGUUUUUUUUGUAAUGAAGUAUUAUUUCAUCAAGCUUGAAUAUGUUUGUUUUACUGAAGGCUCUUCUUAAAAAAAUGGAGUGAAAUCAUAAUGGCAGCUUUUUUCUUUUUUUAAUCUUUUGCUUAUUUUUUUUUGUUUUAAGAUCUGUCCAGUUGCCUGUAUUUUGUUUAGUCAGUGACUGAACCCAUCCAAGGGCUCAUUUUCUGCAUUUCUGAAGUUCAAAUAAAUGUAUUUUUACUUUAAA